AUGAAUUGCAAAGUCCAGGUCUUCGAGCUCGAAGGGGAUCAUACCCAAGCCCCUCGUCAAUUCGAUGAUGCCAUGGCUAUGCUACGCUUUUGGGAGAACACACCAAAAGAUGGAUCCGAGAGCCGAACGAAUCGACGAAUAAUACUUCUCGAAGAUAUGGUGUCUAGAGUCAAUGAGAUCUUAGGAGUCAGCCUUGGCAUCCCGCCUCAUUUCUUUCUGGCUCACUGUGACAAUUUCACAGAUCUGAGGAUAAUUGACGAUACAUUUGCGGCGCAGAACUCGUCGUACUGGAAAGUACCGUUUCCAAUAGCUCGAUUUGUGCCCCAGACAGUUCCACCUGGGCCUUAUACCGCAGAAGUCGGCAACUUCAGUCGGGAUCACUUCGACAUUCAACCACCUGGUCCAAUAAACUUCAACGGCUACGUUUCCUACUGGGGUAGAAGUUAUGGAUUGGAUUCGUGGACAGCAGUCAUGUUGAUAGAUCCGCCCCAGGCCUGGCUGCGGCAACCGAACGUAUCUUACGAACUGCAAAUCCGUUUUUAUCCGCGAGAUAUCUUGCAUGAAGUGAUGAUAUCGGGUAAUGAUGUCAAUCGUAGGAUCAUUCAGCCUUGUCAUAGAAACAUGUUCGAAGCGGCAGUUCAGGCCCAUCGGCAACACCCGAUACUACAUACUCAGGACCCUUUCACAGGAUCCAUGUACGUCAGGAACCUGAUUCGCUCAGCAUGGGAAGAUAAGAUCAUGCGCGAAGCUACAAGUUUCGCCGAUGUACUGGGCGAAGACCGCGAUAAGUACAGGGUGCACCAGGCUGUCGCUGACACAGGCAAAACUGCAGGUACUGCUUAUUUCGAUCUGAUGGUGAAGCGGCAAUCGAUCCAGCAAGCAAAGGAACGUAUUUUGUCCAUCAUGUGGAAGUUCAGAUUAUAUGAUGUGGACGAUACAUCAAAAGCGAACGAUCUGUUCACCACUCCUGAGCAGGCAAAGAACACCCGUUUGCAGAGAUACUUGGAAGAAGACAGACAGCGUCAGGUCUACUUGUCUGAAGAGAAAAGAGCGUGGAAGAUGCUGUUCGAGACUCAAUGCAGCUUGGAGUCGAAGGCGGCUGAACAUAUGGAAAUGUGGUCACAACGUGCGGCAAGAAGCGCAACGGCAAACGGGUGUGGCGAAUCGAAUGGCACGAACAUCAGGCCAAUUGACGAAGAUUGCGACAAUCAUCGUGCCAUGCACCUUUGUCGCAUCCAUUUUCUCCAUGGGCGGAAGGUUUGCAGCAGGCGAAGACCACUUCUACAUCUACUGGGCUGUCUCCGUACCGGUCACUAUCACCCUGCUUGUCUGGGUAUUGUAUGGCGACAACAUACAAAAGUCCUGGGAAAAGCACAAGCCAACAUGGAAUUUUAG
Molecule: messenger RNA, 1395 nt
Organism: Pestalotiopsis fici W106-1
Lineage: Eukaryota; Fungi; Ascomycota; Sordariomycetes; Amphisphaeriales; Sporocadaceae
Exons: 2
Coding region: 1-1395 (464 amino acids)
Source: RefSeq, a predicted model, not a curated record